This is a messenger RNA of Tyto alba (common barn owl), 8521 nucleotides long. It is a transcript of the gene JMY, whose product is annotated as junction mediating and regulatory protein, p53 cofactor. Gene Ontology annotation, cellular component: nucleus; cytoplasm. Bases 393 to 3164 code for a protein of 923 amino acids. The transcript has 11 exons. The record is from RefSeq and is a predicted model, not a curated record. Lineage: Eukaryota; Metazoa; Chordata; Aves; Strigiformes; Tytonidae. Gene Ontology annotation, molecular function: Arp2/3 complex binding; transcription coactivator activity; actin binding. Gene Ontology annotation, biological process: 'de novo' actin filament nucleation; intrinsic apoptotic signaling pathway by p53 class mediator; Arp2/3 complex-mediated actin nucleation.
ACAGGAGGCGGGGCCGGCGCGGAGUUGCCGCAGCGCCGCCGCCGCUUGUAAACAGAUCCCGCCCCACGUGACGCGCGCGCGGUACCUGCGCGGGCGCACCGGGCAUUGUCCGCCGCGGCGGCCGGUCGGUGACCAGGGGCGGCGGCAGCGCGCUCCCACCCGGAGAGGAGGCGACUUCUUGCUGUGCUGCCUCCCUCCCUCCGUCGCUGCUCCGGCGGGGAACUAGCGCAUCCUCCCCGCCUCGGCGCCUUCCCCCGUGCCCCCGCCGCUAAGAUGGCUGAUGGUGGGCAGUGAGGCGGCGCGCGGGGCUGCGGGGAGCCGUUGCCGACCGGCGCGCGGCGGGCCGGGCCGGGAGCAGGGGAGGGGGAGCGUGUGAGGAGCCGCGCAGCGCCAUGUCCGCCUUCGCCCUGGAGGAAACGCUGGAGGCCGACUGGGUGGCUGUCAGGCCGCACGCCUUCCAGGAGCGGGAGAAGCACAAGUUCGUCUUCAUCGUGGCCUGGAACGAGAUCGAGGGCAGGUUCGCCAUCACCUGCCACAACCGCACGGCGCAGCGCCAGCGCAGCGGCUCCCGCGAGCUCCGCCGCGGCGGCCCCGCCGAGGCCAGAGCCGCCCCCAAGGCCGGCAGCCCCGCGGCGCGCAGGGAGGCCGGCCUGCCGCGGGGGCCCUCGCGUCCCCGCCCUGAGCCGGGGCUGCGCAGUUCGGAGCGGGGCACAGCGGCCGAGGCGCUGCCGAAGAGCCCGCCGUGCCCCAAGAGCAACCCGGCCCGGAGGUCGCAGCGGGGCCCGGAGGCGGCAGGUGCCGCCGAAGAUCUAGAAGUGCUGGAGAUGGCAAAGGAGGAGGCGGCCGCCGCGCUGUCGCUGCUGCCCUCACCGUUGCAGGCGACCGAGCCGGCCGCCCCCGACGCCGAGCCCCCGGGGGAGGAGUGCAGCUGGGCCGGCCUCUUUUCCUUCCAAGACUUGAGGGCCGUGCACCAGCAGCUGUGCUCCGUGAACUCGGAGCUGGAGCCCUACCUGCCUGCCUUCCCCGAGGAGCCCUCGGGCAUGUGGACGGUGCUGUUCGGAGCUCCGGAGCUAUCCGAGCAGGAGAUGGACGCUCUCUGCUACAAACUGCAAGUUUACUUGGUCCACAGCUUGGAUACCUGCGGCUGGAAGAUCCUUUCGCAGGUGCUCUUCACCGAGACCGACGACCCUGAAGAGUAUUACGAGAGCCUGAGUGAGCUGCGACAGAAGGGGUACGAGGAGGUGCUGCAGCGUGCCCGCAGGCGAAUCCAGGAGCUUCUGGAAAAACAUAAGAACACGGAAAGCAUGGUAGAGCUGCUCGAACUGUAUCAAAUGGAAGAUGAAGCUUACAGUAGUCUUGCAGAAGCUACCACAGAGCUCUACCAAUACUUACUACAGCCAUUCCGGGAUAUGAGGGAACUUGCAAUGCUCAGAAGACAGCAGAUAAAGAUCUCAAUAGAGAACGACUACCUAGGCCCCAGAAGAAUUGAGAGUCUGCAAAAAGAAGAUGCUGAUUGGCAGAGAAAAGCCCAUAUGGCGGUGCUUUCUAUUCAAGAUCUUACAGUUAAAUACUUUGAAAUAACAGCUAAAACACAGAAAGCUGUGUAUGAUCGAAUGCGAGCAGACCAGAAAAAAUUUGGUAAGGCAGCAUGGGCAGCAGCAGUGGAACGUAUGGAAAAGCUUCAAUAUGCAGUUUCUAAGGAGACUUUGCAGUUGAUGCGUGCUAAAGAAAUCUGUUUGGAGCAGAAGAAACAUGCACUGAAAGAGGAGAUGCAGAGCCUGAAAGGUGGUACAGAAGCCAUAGCCCAUUUGGACCAGUUAGAAGCUGAUUAUUAUGAUCUACAGCUUCAAUUAUACGAAGUGCAGUUUGAGAUCUUGAAAUGUGAAGAGCUGCUGCUGACAGCACAACUUGAAAGCAUCAGAAGACUGAUGUCAGAGAAGAGGGAUGAAGUGGUAUAUUAUGACACUUACGAAAGUAUGGAAGCCAUGCUUGAAAAAGAGGAUGUGGCAACAUCUAUACACUUGCAGAAAGAGGAGCUACAAAAGUUACAACAAAAAAUCCGUCAGCUGGAAGCAAGGCGUGGACGUAUUUCAGCCAAGAAAGCCUACCUCAGAAAUAAAAAGGAGAUCUGUAUUGCAAAGCAUAAUGAAAAGAUCCAGCAGCGUCACCAGAGCGAGGAGGAGUACAAAAUGCACCAUACUGUUCAGCUAAAGCGAGAUCAAUUACAAGAUGAAGAGGAAAGAAAGAGCUCCUGGGUUAGUCAGGAACGACAGAAAACACUGGACAGACUUAGGACAUUUAAACAGCGGUACCCUGGGCAAGUAAUACUUAAAUCAACCAGACUACGGCUGGCUCAUGCAAGAAGAAAAUGUGCAGCCAGCUCAGUGUCCUGUGUCGAUCAGCCUCAAUCUUUGCCAGCAACUAUACAAAUCCAAGACAAAAGUGAAGAGGUGGAAUUGGAGAAUGCAGUUCAGCCUUUGCAAGUUCAGGAAUCCACGAGCUUAGAACAACUUCAAGAUAUGUCGUUACCUCCCAAUGGUGUUACCUCUGAACUGCAUCACAUUAGUACUUCCCCACUCACCAGUAGUGAACUUCAGCCAGAUACUGUUACUGUAGUACCACUUCCACCCACUUUGCCUCCACCACCUCCGCCUCCACCUUUGCCCUCCAAGGAAGAUGCCACCAAGUCCUUAGAGAAAAGCGAAACCUUUGUUAAACGUCAGAGUGAGGAGAAGGGAGUCCAGCACUCUUCUGGUGUCCCACCAGGUGCACAUCUGUUUGACAGCAGUCAGCUAGUCAGUGCCAAGAAGAAGCUUAAGAAGACUGGUGAUUUGGAGGGUUUACAGAGGAGGAGAGUGAGUUCCCCGAUGGAUGAAGUGCUGGCUUCCUUGAAACGUGGCAGCUUUCACUUAAGAAAAGUUGAGCAGAGGAGUCUCCCUCCUUUUCCUGAUGAAGAUGAUAGCAAUAACAUCUUGGCACAGAUCAGGAAAGGGGUGAAACUGAAGAAAGUGCAGAAAGAUGUUUUGAGAGAAUCCUUUACAAUUCUGCCUGAUACUGACCCUCUGACAAGGAGCAUCCAUGAAGCAUUGCGAAGAAUUAAAGAAGCAUCACCUGAAUCAGAGGAUGAAGAGGAGAGUUUGCCUUGCACAGAUUGGGAAAAUUAACCUGUGAUUCGCAGCCACUGAUGUGAGAAAAGAAACCUCAGUUGAAGAUUACUUUUCUUCAUUUCUGAAAAUUAAGAGCCAGCAGUUAUGACCAUCAAUUCCACAGGAGGCUUCCUUUGGCAAAGAAAGAGGCUUUCUUUGGCAAAUGAUUCAGUAUAUGGAAAAAAUGGCCUGAAAUGUUAAUUUUCAGGUCACUUUUUCCUUUCAGUUUGCUCAUAAAGUUCUUGUUUGGGCAGAAAGUUGUUCAGAUGUGCAUUUUAUAUAACCAAGAAUGCCCGAGUCUUAAGCACUUUUAAUAUUUGCUUUAGUAAUGUGUGGCCAGUUAAGUGAGGGGAGCAUUUUGAGUUGGGAAUACUUGCUGUUAGAGUAACUUUGGGAUUCGGCUGAAACAUCAAACCAGCUAUAAGAUGUCCCUCCACUACACUGAAUAUAUCAUCUGCUUGAAAAUCCAACUAAAUAGCUCCUUGCAGAGAAGCUUGCUGUAUAGCAGUGUGAUAUUCCGGAAAGAGCAGAAUUCCUAGUUGCACUACAGCAGCUGAAAUUCAGUAACAUACAGCUAUUCUUUUUUCUUCUUAGUUUGAGGAAGUGUGUGUCAGUAUGAAAAGUAACAAGUGACCACAGCACAAUGAGAAGAGUUGAAUUCAGUACCUAUUCAAGAAUGUGUUUGUUUCCAACAUGGUACAUUUAGCAAGACAUACUGCAUCACCUUUUUAGAAGGUUGGUUGUAGUCUGACACCUUUUUGAAGUAGACAUUUUCAUGCUUUUUAAAAAUACUAGCUAUGCUGAACCAAGUUAGUUGUAUUUCUGUCAUUUGUUAUAAGAAGCAGUAUUUUGUAACUUCAUACUUAAAAUUAUUUUUCCUCUUUUGGUUUAAAAUGGCUUUUGAUUACUCUAAGCAGCCUUUUUUAAAAAUUAUCAAAGCACUUAAACAUACUGAUAAUUCGGUUAUGAAAAUCAUGCUUCUCUUGCUGGUUUUCAUUAUUCCCUUUAGUGGCUGCAAAAAUGUUUGUAUUUCAUACCCAGAAUCCUACCAGCUGAAAAAAAAACAAUUCCCUUUUGAUCCUGAUUGUUGUCUUUUUAAAGGAGAGGUACAACUUCCUCUGCGGUGAAUACUUAGAAGUAAUCCUAAACUUCAUGACUAAUGGCUUCAGGCAGCUACUCUUACAAUACCACAAUACUGAGAGCUAUGUCAGUACAGAGAUACAAGGAGCCCUGUACCAUCUAGAAACUCCAUGUGAUAUUAAAGUCAGCCCAUUACAAUUCUGAGAAAAUUGAAUUUUCACUAGCUUUUUAUUUUUACUAGCAUGACAUACACUGUGAGAAAUACACAGUUGCUGUCUUUUGUGUCGUGUGGUCUAUUCACUCUUCCUCUUGUGACAGACUGUGUGGAUUUUUUGGGUUUUGGUUCUGUUUUUUUGAGUUAUGCAUUGUUGCCACCGUGUAAUGGAACCACAUACUGUGUUAAUGUUUGUAACAGAAAUUUCAUGUCUUACAAUUUUAUAUAUAAAGAGGAACAUGAGAACUUACCUUAGCAAUAGGCUAUGUAACCUAAAGGAACCUCAGCUCUUGGACCUGUCAGUUGUUCUGCUGUGGCUGCCCUACAGUUAAAGCUCUGUCAAACAUCUCAAAAGGAUGUCACUUUACCCUUGCUGUCAACAGGCAUUUUUUUUAACCUUGUUGCCUUAUUUAUAAAGUUAGUGAACAUUCAUUUUCAAAGCACCUGUAAGCAGCAUUACUAUAGAGUUGUAUCAAUUUUGCUGUAUUAGUCAUCAGGUCUGUGUUUCUCUGUCCUGAGAUCAGCUCUAUGAAAUGCUUGAUACUGCUUUCCAAGGACCUAAUACAAUAUGAUAUUUUUUUUCCUACACUGCUUCUCUGAACCCUGAGUUACGUGGUGUGGUUGCAAGCUGUCUAAUACUGUGUUCAUGCAGCCAUAACAGCCGUUCAUAAUCAUUUGACAUUACCUGUACCAUAAGCUGUGGUGUAUUUUUGCUCUACAUUUGUCUGUACUUCUGGUCACACCACAUGUUAAAACCAAGGUAAUCACAUUUUUAGCUAUAACACAAAGCAGAACUAUGAUGCAAUUCAGAUUAUAAAUUCAUCUGAAAUGUAGUGCUAAAUUAACAGUGGUGGUUGAGCAACACUUAUGUCCUUUUUUUCCUCUUCUCCAGUCUGCAGUUGUAUUCCUUAGAGUGUGCAUAUGGGACACUGGCAAAAUUCCAAGCUGUGGAAAAAUAGUGUAAUUUGAAAGUAUAGGUGCAGUGGUCCCCUUGCACAUUUCUGUCUACCACCGUGUUCUGAUUUAUCUAAAUAGCUCUGUGCUGUACCACACUACUGUUUUCAGAUUUGUUUGCCGUGUGAUCUGUCAUCUUUGCCUUGAAAAAUGUGUGCAUGAUUGAGAAAAAUUUCUGUCCUUAAUCUGUUUUAUAUUUAGCUGAAAUCCUAGAUUCCUGUAGUAGCUUAGUUUACAGAAAUGGAAUUCUCAUAUGAACAGGUAUUUUAUGUGCACACAGAAAGUAGUUGUUAUGCUGAGCAUAGGAGUUUGUAUCAGUUCAAAACUGCCAUCUUCAGUGGGGAAAGUGAAUGGGGUUUUUCCUCAUACUGCUAAAAAAAAAAAUCCUAGAUUUUAAUCUUCCCUGAGUCACUAGAUGUCACAAUUUCACAUAAUUCUCUAUUUUGAUAUAAAAAUUGUGCGUAUGUAGCCUACAGGCAUAAAACUUCCCAUCCUCUGUAAUGUGAAAUUUUGCAGUGGGAUGGCUACAGCAGCAAAUGGGGAAAGUUUAUAGUCACAAGAAACUUACAGAAAUUAUGACAGUCCUGUAUUGAGAGCGGUUCUUCCAUUGCUGAGAAAAGCUGUUAUAAUUGUCUUGGUCCUUGAGAAAUCUUAGCAAGCAGCUACAGAAAAAGCAUAUAAAUAUAUGCAAGGAAGGAGAGCCCCCAUAAAAAGAUCUUUCUGCCUAUUAUUAGUAUUUUUAAUUUGUGGCUGAACUUCAUUGUUGUGGCUGUGUUGUUCUAUUGCUAGUCAUUUAUCUUAAACAGUUUGUGAGCUUUCAGGCUUCUUCCAUUUUUAGAAACUUCUCUGUUCAAAUUAAAACUGUUUUAGUAUAGUGCAGCUGAUCCAGUGAGGUAAAGAGUUGGAAUGUGUAAUGUUUAUUAUGCAAAUGCUUAUGUGAGGACUGAAAAAAUCUUUUAUAAGUGGGAACAAGAAAUGAAAUGCUGAAUUUCUACUAAAAUAACCAAAAUGUAAGGUAAACAGCAAUAGUCUUUUGAUCAGAACUUUGGUUUCCAUCAACAUGAAUUUCAUACUCUCGCUCACAGAGGUUCCACAUGCUUUACAAAUGACCAGUAGUCUUACUUUAUUCACUUCACUUUACUAUAUUUUCAUAUGUUAGUCAAGUUACCUCUCUAGGGUAGAUGAAUGCUUUUUUUCUUAAACAUCACUUUUAAGGAUUUUUUAUUUUUUUUUUAAACUGACGGUGCAUUCUACACCAGACACCUGUAAAUAAAUUACUAUGAAUUAUAUGUUGUGUUCUUUUAUAGCUGCAUUGGGGAUAGAACUCAACAUACUUCACUAUGUUAUUUGUAAAGAAACAUUUUGAGUAUAAGCACUAUAUUCUGUAAUGUUUAAUAAUAAAGUAAUGACAGGUGCAUUUAUUGAAGAUGAAACUUAAUGAGGAAGCAGAAACUCUUAUUGCUUAAUGUUACCCUUAUUCUGUUGCACUGAAUUUCAAAAGUGUAAUUUGUAAAUCAAGUUUGCUCACAUGUGUAAUCAGAUAUUAUUUUCAUUGUAAUGCUUAUGCUAUUAAAUUACCUGGAUAUAUUUCUGGUAAUGAUUCCAUGAGCAUGGAGAAUAUGUUGUUAUGUCUAGUGCUACAGAAUUAAUGUUAAGAACAAGUGAAGCUUCUUGCAAAGAAAAGGAGUAAACAGAAGCACCUUACUAGGAGAGCACGUUGCACGAUGGUCAUCUUGACCUUGACUGUAAUUUGCUUUUUGGUGUAAUAAGCACAUUGACAUACUGUUACCAGUGCUGUAAAAAGUACACUAAUGGCUAUUUUUAACCUAUUAAUAUACUCUAAUUUAAAUCUUUCCUACAAAACGAAUUUAUAUUUAAUUGCUGCCUAAUACAUAAAUACUUAAAAUUAGAAUUUUUAGGAGGGUCAAGGGUGGGUGGGCAUGCCAGUGUAUUUUUGCAAGGGGCUGUUGUAUAUACAGUUCUUUGCACUUCCCAUUUGGUUUGACUGUUAUUCCAAACCUCCCAGCUCUGUAGUGAAUCUGCAACCUGACAUUUCUGUAUUUUUAUUAUGAUUCAGGUCUUUUAUAUUCUGUGGCCCAGGGCUUCAGAAUUUGACAGGAAAAGGUCAUUUUUCCAUUCCCAAAUGUGAAUACUAUUGUGUACCUCUAAUAUGGAAAAUGACCAAGCAAUGAAUUUUACUCUGCUGAUUUUCUAAUACUGGGUAUUAGUUAAAGCUGACAUCUAAGGCUACUAAUCAAUAGUGUGUCCAUUUGGAACAAGUAAAAAGGACGAUGGCCAUUUGGUGAGUACAGUCCAAACUCUGCAGAGAUUUGAUUCCAGAGACUGUCACCUAUUCGGUAAUUAGUUUGCUGUAGACUGGCUUGAUUUUCAGAUUUAGAAACAUAUUUUUGAUUUCUGAAUUGGGAAAUAGGCCUUGGGGAUUAGUGAUACUCACUUAACACCUCCUACUCUGCUACUGUGCUUCCUAUAUAUUUUGAAUUUCAUCUUAAGUACGUACAUCAUAAGAUGAAAGCUUAAGAAAUACAGGUGGCUGGAGGUUGUCUUGCACAAAUAAGGCUAGUGAAGUUUAAUGAAACCAACUUCUUUGUUAAGCUUGUUGAAUAAAUAAGGAAUAAUCAAAAAGAAAACCAAUUUGCUAUUCACUAGCUUUGUGCAGUAUUAUCAGUAGAUUCCAACACUAGUAGCACAUUGUGCUCGGCUUUAAGAAAGUUCUUUAACUCCAUUAUAUGCAAAAGGACAUAUUAAAUGCAUAUUUUAGUGUAAACGACUCUGCAAAUCUACUAUGCCUAAAAAUGCUUAAUGUUAUAAAGUGUUAAGCAACGAGUAUGUUUAAAAUAAAAAAGACAAAAAACUAAACAAACAUUUCUAGCAAUACCUAAAAACUAAAAGUUUUAACUGUCUGCUUUUUGCCCUUUUUUCUUUAGUGCAGCUUUUCUGCAAUGCAAGUUUACUGCUGUGUAUUUCAUGGUUUUUAUUAUCAUGACUCAGAAAUUUAAACCUGUACACAAAGUACUGCACUCACCUUCUUGUACAUGCGAUGUAACAUCAUACAGUUUUGGUGCUUUAAAAUGAUUCCUUUUUUCUUUAUUAAAGGAUAUUUAUUUGA